Kalmanozyma brasiliensis GHG001 is the source of this 2967-nucleotide messenger RNA. Its product is annotated as Zn(2)-C6 fungal-type DNA-binding domain protein. Gene Ontology annotation, cellular component: nucleus. The record is from RefSeq and is a predicted model, not a curated record. Bases 1 to 2967 code for a protein of 988 amino acids. Gene Ontology annotation, biological process: positive regulation of transcription from RNA polymerase II promoter by galactose; DNA-templated transcription. The transcript has a single exon. Gene Ontology annotation, molecular function: RNA polymerase II cis-regulatory region sequence-specific DNA binding; DNA-binding transcription factor activity, RNA polymerase II-specific; zinc ion binding. NCBI's taxonomy places the organism in Eukaryota, Fungi, Basidiomycota, Ustilaginomycetes, Ustilaginales.
AUGGGUUUCAUCAAAGUGGAGAACCAGCCUAGCUUCGGCUCCGGCCCCGUCCACAUCAACCACAACGAGCCUCAGCCCGGCCAGUUUGCCUUCCUGCCUUACAGCAACGCCGAUUUCGACAAUGUUCACCCCAGCGAGCUCCACAAGCCAGGCACCAGCGACGGUCGCGCCAAAGUUGCUCGCGCCUGUACAGAGUGCAAGUCGCGUAAGAUGCGCUGCGACGGUGGUCUUCCCUUCUGCGGUCGUUGCACCACCCACAGCCGCACCAAAUCGUGCGCCUAUGUUGACCCUCCCAAGCGUUCGCCCAUCACCCGUCAGUACGUCAGCACGUUGGAGACGCAGCUAGAAGAAGCCAAGAAGAAGAUCGCCCAACUCCAGUCCGACUCGACCACCACCAACACUAAGCCCGUUUCCGACAAGCCAGCAGCCGCUCCCAAUGCCGCGCUCCUUCGUCGACACACUCAACCCUACAUGCAGAACCGCUCCUUGACCGGCGAAGACACCACUCACGCCUGCGCCCUUGACACCGGCAGGCCCAUCCUCUCAUCAAAGAAGCGAUCUCGCUCCUAUGCAGACGGGCUUGACGAUGACAUUCGCGAAGACGAUGCUGAGUUCGGCCACGUCGAUAAGCAGGAUGCCACUGCCUCGGCCUCGAAGGAGGACGACAGUCUGGGUGGAGGCAACUUUGUCAGCCUCACCAGCUGCAAUGCUGCGCUUCAGAUUGCUUCCCAGUUGAGCGCCGGAAGCCAAGCAGGCGCAAAUGCUGGCAUCUCUGCCAGUCAAGCGCUCGCUGGUCAUGACUCCACCUCUAGCUCGGCCAAGGCCGGCGCCAUCGACAUCUCUUGUGAGGGUCUUGCUCGAGCUUCGUCCUCGACCUCUGCCUCACUGCCCACCGCUGCUUCGUUGCCUAACAACCUCGACUUUAGCACGUGGGACUAUGAGAGCCAGCGCUUCGCCGCCGAACUUCUCGAGUCCUUCUUCGAGUUCCAUCUGCCAUCCCACCCCAUUCUCCACCCUGCUACCUUCCGUGCCCAGCUCCAAGGCACCGUCUGCCCUCCCAGCUCCCCCGCUUGGCCCAUGCUCGUCAACAUGGUCUUCGCUCUCGGCGCGCUCGAACGCAGGAUAUCUGCGCAAGAGGCUGACCACGACACCCUCUUCUACGAGCGAGCCAAGCAGCUCUACAGCGCCGUCCUGUUCGACAAGGCCGAGAUCAUCUCGGUCCAGGCUUUGACAUUGAUGGCUAGCUACUGUCAGAAGAAGAACCUCUUUGCAGCGGCUUGGAUGGUGCUUGGCAGCGCUCUUCGCAUGGCCAUCUCCAUGGGUCUCCACUCCGAGUCGGCAUUGCAGGCUCGCGACAUGCCCGCCUUUGAUCGCGAGUUUGGUCGACGCAUCUGGUACACGCUCUUCGCUAUGGAGGCGGACACAUGUGUCAGCAUGGCCCGUCCCAAUGGCCUCCUCGCCAUCAACGCCGACGUCGCGCCGCCUCAGAACAUUGACGAGACCGCCAUGUCGCCCACCUCCGACCAACUGCCUGCCGAGGUGGCCGAAGCCACCGUCAGCUCGACGCUCGCCAUCCACGCCAAGUUCGCUUCCGAGAUCAGCAUGCCACUCCAGGCCAGACUGAUGCGAGGCUCCAACCCUUCCAUCGAGGAGGUGCGCGCCUUUGAUCUCAAGACCGAAGAGUUCAUCGACAACCUGCCCGAAUACAUGGACGAUGGCUACGCUGGACCGCGGCCGGCGUCGUUCUCGGUGGCUUCGGCUCGCCUGCGAUGGAGGUGCAACAACUUCCGCAUGGUCAUGUUCCGCCCCUUCCUGCUCUCCAACGCCGUCGCCGCCGCCGCUGCUCGCUCGCGUGGCGCACCGCGACCCGCGCUUCGUCCCGCCGUAAAGCAGGCGAUCGCGUUGUGCCGCACCACGGCCAGCAACAACAUUGUCUCGAUCUCCAACUUCUGGGAUUCGCACCCGCACAACCAGGCCAUGGCUUGGCACGCCAUCUACUUCCUCACCCAGAGCGCGCUGGUACCUCUUGUCUCUCUUCUGGACGAGCCCAGCAACCCCGAGGCACGCGAAUGGGUGAGCCUGCUGCAGACUUGUGUGCGCUUGCUCGUCGACAUGGGUCGAAUCACCCCCAUCGGCGCCAAGUGCAAGGACGCCAUUGAGAACCUCGCUGGUAGCCUGCUGCGCGAUGCUGUCGACGACGACAGCGAGUCCAUGAUCCUGUCCAAGUGGAUGUCCGAGGCCGGUGCUUCCGGCAAUGGGUCGACCGCCGCUGUGGACCCGCUCAUGUGGUCUUCGCACCUCAUGAGCGCUGGCAGUGCUGGCUCGUCUGAUGUCAAUUUUGGUGGCGCCGUGGCUCACCCCACCGGACCAUCGCUGACCUUGUCGCUCGACAGUGCCUCCUCGGAUGGCAUGUCGGCCGCCUUUGACUUUGCACGAAGCAUGGAUGCCUCGCCGGGCGACCACCGUUCAUCGAUUGCCGACUCGAUCGACGCUUGGGCGGCAACAGCGACGCAGCGACCUUCGACCGCCUCGCAAUGGUCCGAAAACGGCCCGUCGAGCUUGCCUGAGCGUGACUUCCUCCAUCGCGAAAGGAUCGACCAGUGGUUCGGCCUCCAGGCCUCACACCCUGGAUCUGGCCGUCACGAUCCCACCUCGGCAUCGAUGAUGAGCACGUCGGAGCCCGGUUCGAGCCACAGUGGUGCGCACAUGCCCGUGUCGGCUGGUCACCCAGUCUCGACGCCACUGCAACAGCCCGCGCACGGCGGAAUGGACUGGCAGACGGCGGCGGACCCCACCAACUGGUGGAACGUGCAAUACCGUCAUCCCAAUCCUGCGCCAUCCAAUAACGGAUUCAUGUUCAACAACAACGCCGAGAUGCAGAACGCUCACCUCGCGUCAUCCGGCCACGUCCAUGCUCAACACAUGCAACCGCAUGGGCACCCCUCGCACCCGCAGCACUUUUUCUAA